Electrophorus electricus (electric eel) is the source of this 4131-nucleotide messenger RNA. The record is from RefSeq and is a predicted model, not a curated record. NCBI's taxonomy places the organism in Eukaryota, Metazoa, Chordata, Actinopteri, Gymnotiformes, Gymnotidae.
CCAUUAAUGUGUGCCUUUCAGUACGAGACUCCACUUGUUUUUGUUUUUCAUCGUUUUUUUUUAAACGUGUGUGUGUGUCUGCAUGUGGGCUGUAGUGUGGUGAGCCCGACACCCCCCUUUUUUUAACAUAAUCUGUGUCCUGUUCUUUUCAGUGGUAUUACAAAAGAAUCGAUUAUUGUUACCUUAUAUAGACAUGUGAGGACAGUGAGCAACCAUUGGCUCCUUAUUAUCCUGCUUCAUGCAAAUGAAUGCCUGGUAGCAGAGCCAUCCACAGCCUUGCCAGCCAAAUGCAGUUAAUUAGGUGACCUUCACGAGGAGUUAACCAUGUGCUGCACUGGGAUAAACAAUGUAUUUGUAUGUGAUGGUGGUCACUUGUCAUGCUCUGCUGGAACUGAAAUGCUACAGUGGAAUGCAUAGUAGCUUCUAAAUUGUGGCUGAAGGCCUGAGACCUGGAGAGAAACAGCAUUCUGCACUGGAGGGAGGAGCCUAAUGCCUCAGAAAUGUGAAACUGUCAGUUACUAUAGCCCCACCCCUUACAGGGAACCACGGAAACGAGCCUCCAAUCUGCAGACAGUCUGGAGGUUUACCACCAUGCACCUAAAGCCAUAUCCCAAGCAACAGGAUAAAAAUCUUCACCAGGAGGGAGGGCAAGAUGGCACACCAAAUCUGCAUGUGCAUCAGCAGGGAGUACUUGGAGCUGAGUGGGGCGUUCGCCAAGCAUGUAGCUUUAUGGGCUCGCCUGGCAACGGCACAGCCAACCGGUGCCCCCUCAGUGUCAUUUCUACCAAUACACUUAAAUGUGCCACCAGUUGCAGCACACCACCCAAUAGAGGGAGUGGGUAUUUCUCCAGCUCCUGGACCCACAAGAGUAAAGCACCCUCCUCUGUCUCUACAUUGACUAGUUCCUUAGUUCUUCUCUCAUCACCUGCCUUGGAGAAUGAGGGCUCACUAAGAAUAUAUCAGGGAGAGGAUAGCGAGGCAUAUUUAGAUAUAUGGGCUGUCAUUAAACCUGGGAACACAAAGGAGAAGAUUGCAAUUUUUACUGCCAAGAAGUGUAGCCAUGCUGGUACAGGUGGCAGCAACAAUGCUCCAGAGAGAGAGGUAACCCUUUCAGACAUGAGGACGGUAUCAAUGAAAAACAAAGGAUGCUGGGAUGGUGAUUGGUCCAUAGCAAAACGCAGAAAAAGGUCUGUAAACCCAGAGAAGCCAAGAAGCCUAGAGGCUCCUGGACUGAGGCCUGCACCACCAAAUACUGCAAAUGAAAACUUGGAUCCUUGCUUUGUUAUAGCUGAGGAGAUCACAAGAACGGAUGGAGAAGAGUGUGGAAAGAAUCUUUCUGUUGUGGAAAUGGUUGCAUAUUUGGAGCAUAGGGCUAGCAACCAGCAGGCAGAUCUGAAACCUGUAUCACUGCGAAGCUCCAGUAUAGUUACUCUAUCCAAAAGUGGAUCUGUGGUACAGACAACAGAUCAGGUAUCCAAAGGCCAGAAGUUGCCAGAGGGCAAUGAGGAGGAGGAGGAGGAAUCUGUGCGAGUGCUGGACAUGGUUGCCAAGUUGGAAUCUCAGUGCCUAAGCAGACAGAGCCUCAGAGAGGGAGGAGAUCUCUCGCGCAACAACAGUCUGAGGAGGAGGGUGGGACGGGUUUUGCUGGCAGGAUCUGAACCAUGCUCUGUGCCCUCGCAGUCAGCAUUGGCCAGCCUCCCUCAGGAUGACCGGAUAGAGUGCGUCUCUGAGGAAGUGGCAGGUGGAGUAGACAGUGGUUCACAUGAAGCCCCUGUGUUGACGGGCAACUCAGUUUUUUAUGUCAACCAUACCAGAGGAGAAGAGCAAGAAAGCAGUAAUGCAGCUGAGCAAGAGACGAAUGCAGAUGUAGAAUUGAUAAAGGACGUGCAGUCUCUAAACAGUCUGGUCCCUUCAGAAGCCAAUAGCUGCAGUGAGGAUCCUCUCCCAGGCAUGCUGUUCUUUGCCCGGUUCCCCCCACAGGCUCUUCAGGAGCAAAAACCGCUCUUGAUUUCCAAAAAUAUUCCCAUAUCUCAAAGCAUGGAGCUUGCCUCUAAUGACCAGGAGAAGGAACAUGCACUGCCAUAUAAGCAAGCACUGGACUCUUUCUCAACUGUGGAGUCAUUCAGAGGGGAGACUGUGGAUAAUUUGGGAGCUGAUCAUGAUGUGAGGGGAAAGGUAGAAAGUGGGGUUAAUGCAAUUAGUCGGGAUUCUGUGCCUUUGCGUCGCCUAGUGUCUCACGAAUUCUUGGAAACCCGCUUCAAGAUCCAGCUACUGCUGGAGCCUCAACAGUACAUGGCCUUCCUACCCCACCACAUCAUUGUCAAGAUCUUCAGCCUGUUGCCUACCGAUAGUCUGGCUGCUCUCAAGUGCACCUGUCACUAUUUCAAGUUCAUAAUUGAGAGUUAUGGUGUGCGGCCGGCUGACUCCCGCUGGGUGAGUGACCCACGCUACAAAGACGAUCCCUGCAAGCAGUGUAAGAAACGCUAUGGCCGUGGUGAUGUCUCUCUCUGCCGCUGGCACCAUAAGCCCUACUGCCAAGCAUUGCCCUAUGGCCCUGGCUACUGGAUGUGCUGCAGGGGUUCCCACAGAGACACACCCGGCUGCAAUGUGGGACUCCAUGACAACCGCUGGGUCCCUGCCUUUCACAGUAUCAAUAUGCCAAUUUAUAAGAAAAGCAGGGAUGGGGAGGAAGAUGCGUAGUGUGCUAGGGGAGGUAGAGGGUGUGAGUGUUUUGUUUAUUUCUGUGAGGGCUGAGUGGAUGAAAUUGUUUCUGGUGCCUCUGUGCUGUCAUAUGAGCAUGUGCUUCUUUUUUGAUGUUAAAUUGUCUUAUAUGAUUGCUGAGACUAACUAUCUCAGUUGCUGUAUUUAUGCCUCUGAUCCUCCCCAUAAAUCAAGCACCAACUCCUCUCUAUACCCUCCUCAGGUCCUUAAAUUCGGUCUGCACUUUAACUUUUAAAGACUGAAUUCUUAUGAAUUCUGUCAGGGUACCGCUUUCACAGACUUCACUCCAACAAGCAUUAAUCUACUUUUCACUAAUUUAUUUCCUCAAACACCUCAGAUAUUUUCCCCAAUGAUUGCAUUCACUGUUAUUCAGAAUACCAGACCUGAGUAAGCCUUUUGAUCCAACGUACCUUUCUAUAUGUUUAAUGCAUUAUCUUGUUCAUAAUAGGGACAUUUGCUUAAAGGGCUUAAUGCAAGUUUUUAAAAAUGUACUCAAUUCGUAAUCCCAAUAUCAUGUCCUGGGAUUAUGAUGAGGUAGGUGGCUUUUUCUCUGGCUGGUCUGAAGGUUGUUCUGAGCCCAGUUGUUUACAUUGUACAUAGCACAUUCAUAUCAUAAUAGGGUGAAUAAUGAUUGCACAAUCAAAGCUUGAAAUGUGUCUUCGGGUGGAACACCUUUUCAUGCCAACCUGUGUAUCAUACACAUCGCUUGCUCAUUUUACAGUGGGUCCUUUUAAUUUAAACCACUGUAAACUGCCAGUGAAAAAUGCAGUGCCUGCAUUUUAUUUUACAUGUGGGCAUCUUCCUAAUGUUUCUCAAAGGGAAAUAUUAUUUGAAUGUGGACAGAACCAGUUAAUCUUCUCAUUGACGAACUGGAUGGCGUCAGAAAAAAAAUCCAUUGCAAUGGAAAGAGAAUGGUCUCCAAAUUGUUUCAGAUUUUUAAAGAUCAUAAUUGUAAGUUUGCUGCCUUGUAAGGCAUUUUACUUCAAUAAAGUGUAUUCUUGGAGGAUUUGUAAGAUGCUCUCCUAUUCUUCAUCUCUUGCAAUAUCUUAAAAGCAAGCAUGAAUUACACACAAUAUAAUAUGAACUUUUAUGUAUGCUUUGAUUACAAUUGGGAGAGACAACCAUUCAUGUAUAAGAGUUUGUAUUUUAGAAAAGGGUCAAAUAAACCUAUUGCAUUAAUAGUUAGCAAUAUAGGCUAGGUAAUCACUGGAUUAUUUUGGGGGACACCAUUUCAAUUGGGCUUGAUGCUCUACUGGUCCAUAGUUUUGGCUUUUCUUUUUUGAGAGGAUGCUAUACUGUUAAGCAAAUUCAAGAUAUCUACUUAAAAUUGGACUGAUAAUUAAUGCUAUAAACUAAAUGCUUAUGUUUGGGGAGCUUAAUAUACAAAUAUAUAAAAGUGUUGAAAUCAAA